AUGCGUCUGGGGUGCGUUCUACUCGUGGCUUUAGCCGCGUUCAUUACGGCAUGCGACGCAGUGACGACCAGCAAUCAGGUGAAAUUGACUCCAACCACGAUCGAUAGAGGUCUCGGUGAUCGGAGGCUUCUGCGAAGCAACGGGGCCAACAUUGAUGCCGCAGAUGACGAGGACGAGGAAAGAGCGUGGCUUAUCGACAUGGUCAGGAACUUUCUUGCAAGGAACGACUUUGAUAUGACCAAGCUGUCCAAGAUGAUGGACAACGAAGCGUACAAACUAAAAAUGUUCAAGAAAUGGGACUCGCACAAGCAGAGCAUCGCCAACAUUCGAGAAAACAUGAACCUGCGCAACAACCCGCACUUCGACAAGUUGUUGCUCGACUACCUCAACAAGUACCAGCGCAAGGCGACCAAAGUGGAAAAGGUGAAACGUGGUAACAAGGUGCGCCCUGCUGGAAAUCGCGUGACCAUCAACGAUGUUCCGUCGGUUCGUGAGUUUUAA
Messenger RNA from Phytophthora sojae, 501 nucleotides. It is a transcript of the gene Avh1b-45, whose product is annotated as Avr1b-1 avirulence-like protein. The transcript has a single exon. Lineage: Eukaryota; Oomycota; Peronosporomycetes; Peronosporales; Peronosporaceae. The record is from RefSeq and is a predicted model, not a curated record. The coding region runs from base 1 to 501 and encodes 166 amino acids.